AUGACGUCGAAGCGGUGGCAGGAGCAGGGCCAGGGGACGGGCAAGAGGUUGCAGACGAGGCAGAAGCAUCUCUACCUGGUGCUGGAUGAUUGGGCCAAGGGCUUCACCAUCCGCAAGAUCGAUGCUGACAACGACCCUCACCUCGGGGUGCCCCCCGUCGUCCGUCUCGUGGCACCCGAGCGCCGCGAUGCCAUGAGCUUCGCCGCCCUGGGCAGCAACAUCCUCGCCGCGGGCAACCGGCACCCCGGGACCCUCGUCUACGACACGGAGACGGCGGGGCUGGCCACCGGCCCCUGCCUCCCCGGCCCGCUGCUCGGCGGCGUCAACAUCUUCGUGGUCGUCGGCGGCGCGCUCUACGCCUUGGCCUACUUCUUCUGCACCAGGCGGCUCUCCUUCGAGGUGAUGGCCACGCCCAGCGCCGAGCUCCUGCGCCUCUCGAGCCCGGCUUCGGACUGGCCAUGGCGGAGCGUGCCUUUCCCGCCGCCGCUCAGGCCGGAGGAAGUGAUCGUCUCCUACGCCGUGCACCCGGACGAGCGCACCAUCUUCCUGUCCGCCGCCCGCGGGGCGCUGAGCCGCCGGACCUUCCCCUUCGACACCGGGCGCCGCGAGUGGAGGCGCCAUGGGAAUUGGGCGUUGCCGUUCACAGGCCAAGGCUACUUCGACAGCCAGCUGGGCACGUGGGUUGGGCUUCACAAGGAUGGCGGCGUCUGCUCCUGCCGAGUUGCCUCCCGCAGCAGCGCGAGCGCCGCGCCGCCGGAGUGGGAGGUGGUCGGGGACAAGCUGUGGAGCCAUGACAAGGUGGCUUUCUGGCCUACGCUGACGUACAUGGGCGGCGCCAGGUUUUGCGUCGUGGAGUGCGUGGUGCGCGAGGGACUCGAGUACGAGGACGCCUUCGGUGACCGUGAUGGCUGCGUGCUCCACAUCACCACGUUUGGCCUCAAGUACGGUCGAAAGGGGGAGCUGCGAACCAUCGGCUGCACCACCAAGUCCCAUGUAGUGUCCAAGCAUUCUUCGCCAUUUUCCCCUGUAGCCUUCUGGAUGUAG
Molecule: messenger RNA, 1044 nt
Organism: Panicum virgatum (switchgrass)
Lineage: Eukaryota; Viridiplantae; Streptophyta; Magnoliopsida; Poales; Poaceae
Exons: 1
Coding region: 1-1044 (347 amino acids)
Source: RefSeq, a predicted model, not a curated record